AUGAUGUUUAAAGGCGAUUUUUUGGCGAUUUUACGGUUACUUUAUCUCUUCUCCACGAUCUUCAUUUCCGGGACGGUUGAAGACAUCGUGAAGCAGUUCCAUGGCGGUUUCCUCACCGCAAUCUACAUCUCCGUAGUGGUGAUCGUGUGCCACUAUGAUGUGUUACGGUUUCUCGACUCCUGGGAUCGAUGGGAGUAUAAAUCUAUACAGCCAGAUUUCAUUUUUCUUCAUCGAUUACCACACACUCUAUCAAUCUCUCUUUUCCGGCUAUAUUACUUCAAAUCUCAUUCCGAUUUGCUUUCAAUGGCGAACAACUUGCGCCGUGCUAUCCAAGAUCUGAAUCUUGGAAUUAAUGACGCUCCUGUGGCGUUACCGACGGAGGUCGUUUCUGAGGCUGCCCGUGUGAAUCAAUUCUCGCUGAUUGGCCGUGUGCUGAUUCCUCGCCGUAUCCCGAGUCAAUUCCUGUCUCGCAAUGUGAUUUUCCACAUUGGUGAUUCCUUGGGGCAUGUGGAUGUCAUCGAUUUCAAUCCGGAGAUAGCAGCAGCAGCGGAAUUCAUCCAUGCUAAGAUUCUUCUGAAUGUGAACCACCCGCUGUGUUUCCAGAGGAAUUUUCAAUUCACUCCGGGAGUCAACACUGUAAUCAAGUUCCGGUAUGAACGACUUUGUGGGUUUUGCGAAGAGUGUGGCAUGUUAACACAUGACACAGGGGAUUGUGUUCCUCAGGAGGACGGUCAAUCUCCGCCACAUGAUAAUGAUGAUGAUGGAGGAAGCGAUGAAAACCAGAUGGAGGAGGAGCAUAUUCAUAUCCCGGAUCCGGUGAUUCAACAACUCCAGGAACAAUAUCGCCAAGAAAAUGCCGAUGGAGAGAGAGAGGGUCAACAGGAAGAUGCACCAGAGGAUUACGAGGGUCUUGAGGAGUUCUCUUCUGCUGAAGACGCAUCACAAAUAGAGGUGGAUGUGAAUGCAACACGUAUGGAACCUGAUAGGAUGGAAGAUCAGGUGAUGAGGAAGAGACGCUUCGUUGACGCUUUGGUGGAGGAUAUGGAACGAGAGGAGGCACUCCGAGCUCAAGUGACUGCAAGUGAGGCACGUAGUGGCCAGCAACAACCUGAGGAAGAGGAUGAUGAUCAUAUCAUUCUGCAGUGGGAGAGUCGUAUGGAUAAUGAUGGGUCAUUCGAACAAUAUGGAAGCUUCAUGGGUUACAACGUUAUGCAAGAGUUGCAAGCAGAGCCGACACAGAAGAAGGCAUGGUUGAGUGGUGAAACUGAAGAGUCUGGAACUGCCGAGUGA
Messenger RNA from Microthlaspi erraticum, 1290 nucleotides. Lineage: Eukaryota; Viridiplantae; Streptophyta; Magnoliopsida; Brassicales; Brassicaceae. The record is from the annotation of a GenBank genome assembly.